This is a messenger RNA of Mesorhabditis spiculigera, 969 nucleotides long. The record is from the annotation of a GenBank genome assembly. NCBI's taxonomy places the organism in Eukaryota, Metazoa, Nematoda, Chromadorea, Rhabditida, Rhabditidae.
AUGGCCGUUCUGUACCUGUGGACGGUUACAGUCACCGAAUUGAUGUUGAUCCUACUUAGCAGCCUGUUAUAUAUUCCGUUCGUUCGCCUGGUGGCGGCCAGCUCACAAUUCCACCCGAAUCUCAUCCGAAUUUUUGUCUUUUUGAGCUCGUCAUUAGCGAUUCAUUCGUUGUCCCGAGCCAUUUUGAUGCUUUUCCAAUUUGAAAUCUUGCACAGAUAUGUAUCUCCAUUUAUCGAUUGUUUGCUUUUCUCGGCUUCUAUUGUCCGUGCAUUUUUGGGCUCGAUGGCAGCCCUUACGGUCCCGCUCAUCAUCAUCGAGAGGAUUUUUGCUACGUAUUACAUUUGGGACUACGAAGCGCAACCCCGGCUGUGGGUUUCGAAAUGGCUGAUCGGUUUCAUGACGUUCGUAUGUCUCGUCAUCGGGACGGGCUUUUUGAUAGAAUUCGCCAUCGACCCCAAGGCGUGCGUCUACGGAUUCGUCUCAAUCUUGGGGGUUGUGGCCGUGCUGUUACAAAUUGUCUACUGGCGGCUGUCCAGUCACACCGACAUGGUGUUGUCCGCCCUGUCGUCGAUGCUCUACGGCGAGCAGGGAUAUCUAUCCGUGCGCUACCAGGUUGAGGAGAAUAUUCGAGUAUUCCGGCUGAUGCGGCGCUUCGUGGUGGCCAACUCGCUGUCGAUGGUUGUCGGGAUGGUUAUCGCGUUUCUCUGCUUCUUUGCCCAGACGAACAGCCAGUGGUCGGAGAUUGUCAAAUGCUUUUUUGAGUUGUAUAUUGCUAUCUAUGUGCUGAACUUCGUCGGGAUUUGCGUCCGGACAGUGCCGGAAUGGCGUUGGCAAUACCGUAGCCGACUGAAUGGUUGUCUUCCGUAUUCUGCACUAUCUGGCCAUCACCGUGUCCGUCCCUCACAAAUCAUCGUCAUCCAGCCGUCAAUGGAGGCCAAAGUGUAUUUUGAGAUUUACAAUCGUUCGUGG